CGCUGCAACUGAAAAACUUUUUUUUCAGAAUGGCUUUCUAUCAGCUUUGCCCUACUUGGCCAUGUGGAUUUUCUCCAUCAUGGUCAGUCAGAUCGCCGAUUGGAUGCUGACUAAGACCUACUUCAGCUCAACUCUAGUCAGGAAAAUUUUGAACAGCAUCGGCCAAUUUGGACCGGCAAUCGCUCUGUUUAUUGCUGCUUUUACUGGAUGCGACAAAUGGGUAACAGUCACCCUUCUCACCAUUGGGGUCGGUUUGAACGGGGGUACCAAUUCAGGCUUCAGAGUGAACCAUUUGGAUAUUUCUCCGCAAUUUGCCGGCAUUCUUAUGUCUUUCACCAACUGUAUGGCCAAUAUUGUAGGACUGAUGGCACCCAUUUAUGCCGGAUUUAUGAUCAAGGGAACGCCCAGCGUCGAAAAGUGGAGGAUUGUCUUUAUAACAGCAUCUGGAGUUUACGCGUUUUGUUGUACGUUUUAUUUGCUCUUUGCAUCUGGUGAAAGACAACCGUGGGACAAGCCUCAAGAAGAAGAUAAAGAGCAAAAAGAACAAAAAGAACGUAUGGUUUGAUGCAUGAAAACUAGCUGGAAGCCAAGUUUAGUUUCUCGUUAUCAAUCAGACAAAACAAAAAAUCUCCAAUAAAUGCUAUUGAAAGACCUCUAGACUAAAAACGCCAUUAUGUUUAACUAAUUUUCUAGCGGCAGAUUCAUGCCGAAGUGAAGUGCAUAAUUUUCAGGACGAUAAACUAAUAUGAAUCAAGUGUUUUGAGAGAAAAUUGCACAUGUUUGUGAUUGCGAUAUUAUUUAUAUGUAUAUGCCUUAAUUAUGCUCAUUAUUUGGAUGUUCAUGAAUGGGUUGUAGGUAAAAUAUACACAUAUUUUUAAUAAGAGAAGAACUGUGAGUGUUAAUGAAGUGAUUUAAGUAAGUCUACAUUUUCAGUUAUAAUUUAGGUACAACAUACAUAUAUUUUUGUUAUCAUAUGUCACCCUUUAUAUGGUACUUGUUUAUUUAUAUUUAUAUUAUGAACAUAAUACAUUUUAUCUUCAAAUAUCAGACGCCUUGAUCAGAGUGUUGAUUCGGUUUUAAGCUCAGUCGAAAAGAAAUUGCAUGUGCGUAAAGUACACAAUUUGCAUAAAGUGGUUUUAUUUUUUCAACAUGGCAAAUUUUGUAUUUAAAAUUCUAUAGAAAAUCCUGGCGAUUUAUAUUGUGAAACCGGGUUUACUAAACUCAUUUUAGGACAAUUUACAGCAGCAAAAUCAUUGCCAUUGUUUUGAACUUGCAUAAAAUGUAGCAACACUCUUUAUAAUAAAUUGUACUAGAUUUUAUAAAAUUGAUGAAAAUAAAUAUUUUUCUACGAA
Dendroctonus ponderosae (mountain pine beetle) is the source of this 1352-nucleotide messenger RNA. RefSeq names its product putative inorganic phosphate cotransporter. The coding region runs from base 62 to 565 and encodes 167 amino acids. Lineage: Eukaryota; Metazoa; Arthropoda; Insecta; Coleoptera; Curculionidae. Gene Ontology annotation, biological process: monoatomic anion transport. The record is from RefSeq and is a predicted model, not a curated record. Gene Ontology annotation, molecular function: transmembrane transporter activity. The transcript has 3 exons.